Molecule: messenger RNA, 1141 nt
Organism: Klebsormidium nitens
Lineage: Eukaryota; Viridiplantae; Streptophyta; Klebsormidiophyceae; Klebsormidiales; Klebsormidiaceae
Source: the annotation of a GenBank genome assembly
CGCGCGUUCCUAGGUUGAGCAAUUGGCCAAUAAUAUGAGAACUUGAAUGCACGCAACUUGGAACGUUGUUUGCGCCUUCAGUAGAUGAUGGUACAUCUGCUUUCUGGAUCCUUUUAACGCCUCAGGCCAAAAACCUCGAAACGAGGCGGCGGUGUCAGAAGUCUGCAAGUCCAAGUGCAGGCCUUUUCCGUUAGAAGCAAGUUUUCUGCUUGCAGACAUGGCGGUGGCAAUCGCGGGCUCUUUUUCCAAUAAAGCUUGAUCAAGUCUGCAAGCCGAAAUGGGGGAGGAGAAUGCUGUGAAAACGCCCGGUGAUAUUUUAGGGAGAGUCUCGGAAUAUACUUCUGGUCGAGGAACACACGUGCGGGGAGAUCACAUCUGUGCGUCCAUUGUGGGCCAGCAAAGCAUCUCGGCGCCCGCAGCUGGGGCCUCCGAUAAAGCGCAGCUGCCUGUGAUCGAAGUGAUCAACGGCAAGGAGCGGUCAGCGGUGCCUGAGACGGGGAGUACAGUCACGGCAAAAGUUGUGCGGAUAGACCACAGAAAGGCCACCGCCGACAUCCUGUGUGUCGGCCUGCGUGCAGUGACGCAAAAGUUCACCGGAAUCAUUAGGCAGCAAGACGUCCGAGCUACGGAGAUCGACAAGGUCGAGAUCGCAACGUCGUUCCGGCCAGGCGACAUCGUGCGGGCAGAAGUCCUGUCCUUGGGCGACGCCCGCGCCUACUACCUCUCAACGGCCAAGAAUGAGCUGGGAGUGGUGUUCGCCAAGAGCCCAGCAGGCGUCCGCAUGGUCCCCGUGAGCUGGGAGAAAAUGCAGUGCCCAAAAACGAAGGUGAUCGAGCUGCGGAAAGUCGCCAAGACAUGACGAACAGGUGGUGGCAAGUGGCACGACGCUCCGAGCGGAGAGGCACUGCCACGGCACAGCCGGAAACAGUAAGAUAAAGCAAAAGGACCCGCGUUUUUGAGGUCCCAACUUGCUUCACAAGGAGAGCCGCUCGAGCUCACGCCUGUGUAGCCGCGGCGCUUGAAUGUUCGCUCACGAAGCUCAAGUGCUGGUCACUGUGUUUGACCAGCUAAAUUUUGUCCAAAGAUACGUACAUUCAGGACUCGUGCUUUUGAGCUUCUGAUAUCGACCAUUCGCUGUGUG